UGGAAUGGAGAGUGGCCUGUUAAAGGAAAAACAAACAGAAAAUACCAACGACUGCUCAAAGAAAUCAGAGAAUACAUACAAAAAACGGACAAACAUUUCAUGCUCAUGGUUAGAAAGAAUAAAUAUUGUGAAAAUGGCCAUACUGCCCAAAGCAAUUUAUAGAUUCAAGGCCAUUCCCAUUAAACAACCAUUGAAAUUCUUCACAGAAUUAGGGGAAGAAAACUAUUUUAAAAUUUAUAUGGAACAACAACAAAAAGAGCCUGAAUAGCUAAGACAAUCCCAAGCAAAAAGAACAAACUGAAGCCAUCCUGCUACCUGACUUCAAACUGUACUGCAAGGCUACAGUAUCCAAAACAGCAUGGUACUGGUACAAGAACAGACAUAUGGACCAAUGGAACAGAAUAGAGAACUCAGAAAUAAGACCACACACCUACAACUAUCUGAUCUUCAACAAACUUGACAAAAACUUGCAGUGAGGAAAGGACACCCUAUUGGAGAAAUGGUGCUGGAGUGCUGGUUAGCCAUAUGCAGAAAACUGAAACUGGACUUCUUCCUUAUACCAUAUACAAAAAUUAACUCAAGACUUAAAUGUAAAACCCCAAACUGUAAAAACGCUAGAAUAAAAUCUAGGCCAUGCCAUCCAGGACAUAGGCAUGAGCAAAGAUUUCAUAAUGAAAAUGCCAAAAGCAAUUGCAACAGAAGCAAAAAUUGACAAAUGAGAUCUCUGAUAUUCAGAGUCUACGAGGAACUUCAAUUUGUGAGAAAAAAACCACCAUUAAAUAGUGGACAAAGGAUAUGAACAGACACUUCACAAAAGAGACAUACGUGCAGUCAACAAAAAUAUGAAAAAAAAAAGCUCAACCUCACUGAUCAUUAAAGAAAUGCAAACAAAACCACAAUGAGAUACCAUCUUAUGCCAGUCAGAAAGGCCAUUAUUAAAAAGCCAAAAAACAACAUAUGCUGGCAAGGUUGCGGAGAAAAAGGAGUGCUUUUACACUGUUGGUGGGUGUGUAAAUUAGUUCCACCCUUUUGGAAGACAGUGUGUCAAAUCCUCAAAGACCUAGAGGUAGAAAUACCAUUUGACCCAGCAAUCCCAUCGCAUGGCAUAUACCCAAAGGAAUAGAAACCAUUGUCGUCUUAUAAAGAUACAUGCAUGCACACACGUUCAUUGCAGCGGUAUUCACAAUAGCAAAGACAUGGAAUCAACCUAAAUGGCCAUCAAUGAUAGAAGGGAUAAAGAAAAUAUAGUACACAGAGGGAGUGGGACAUCUGGCUUCCAAGCGGGAACCUUUGUAGCACCAUUGACGAAAGAGAGAAUUAAAUAUGGGUGAUGUUGAGAAAGGCGGGAAAAUUUUUCUUCAGAAGUGUGCCCAGUGCCACACCGUGGAAAAGGGAGGCAAGCGCAAGACUGGGCCUAAUCUCCAUGGUCUAUUCAGGCGCAAGGCAGGUCAGGCCAUUGGAUUUUCUUACACAGAUGCCAAUAAGAACAAAAGCAUCACCUGGGGAGAGGAUACACUGAUGGAGUAUUCGGAGAAUCCCGAGAAGUACAUCCCUGGAACAAAAAUGAUCUUCGACAGCAUUAAGAAGAAGGCAGAAAGGACAGACUUCAUAGCUUAUCUCAAAAAAUCUGCUAGUGAGUAGUCAUU
This is a messenger RNA of Callithrix jacchus (white-tufted-ear marmoset), 1646 nucleotides long. NCBI's taxonomy places the organism in Eukaryota, Metazoa, Chordata, Mammalia, Primates, Cebidae. The record is from RefSeq and is a predicted model, not a curated record.